Eurytemora carolleeae is the source of this 708-nucleotide messenger RNA. RefSeq names its product gelation factor. The record is from RefSeq and is a predicted model, not a curated record. NCBI's taxonomy places the organism in Eukaryota, Metazoa, Arthropoda, Copepoda, Calanoida, Temoridae. Gene Ontology annotation, molecular function: actin filament binding. Gene Ontology annotation, biological process: actin cytoskeleton organization. The annotation marks the transcript as partial. The transcript is spliced from 3 exons.
UUGUUGGGCGGGAGGCACAGUGUACCCACGCUCAAGGUCUAUCAGAGCAGUAGUGUAUCAGCAGCAGUGCUGCAGGAUACAUCUAGUUCUACACUCACAGAUCUAUCCAGGCAUGAAACAUAUGAAGUGGAAACUGUAAGUAGUUCAUGUUUUGCAAGUGAUAAAGCAGAUAUAUUCUUUUCUUUGUAAUGAUUAAUUGCCGUUGAUCAUUUUGUUGUGAAAAUGACAGUUGCGGAUAAUCGCAGAAUUUCGGAGGCCGACCGCGCCGGUCUGGCGGCGAGGUCGCCAGAGGGUCACGCGGCCAAGUCUAUGCAUAUAAGAGGCCGCGAAGAAGAGUGGAUACAGAUACAGGCGAACACGUUUAAGAACUGGGUGAAUGUGAACUUGAGGGAGGCUGGACUUCAAGUUGAGGAUCUAGCAACAGAUUUCUCCGACGGAGUCAGGUUGGUUGCAUUAGUGGAACUCCUUCAAAAACGUCGUCUUCGCCAUAACAAGACUCCAAACUCCCAACCCCACGCGUUAGAGAACAUCACCAUCGCCCUCGACGCCAUCAAAGAGGAUGGGAUCAAGCUUGUUAAUAUAGGUAACACUGAUAUCCAGAAUGGGAACGUAAAACUAAUUCUGGGUUUGAUCUGGUCUCUGAUUGCUCACUAUCAGCUCGGAGCUUCAAACUUUCCUCCGAAAAAACUGAUGUUGGCUUGGCUAAAG